This is a messenger RNA of Nezara viridula (southern green stink bug), 3217 nucleotides long. The record is from the annotation of a GenBank genome assembly. NCBI's taxonomy places the organism in Eukaryota, Metazoa, Arthropoda, Insecta, Hemiptera, Pentatomidae.
GUUUUAUUGUAGCUGGUAGAGGUUAGGACGUUGUCCUCAGUACGGCGAAUACCGGCUUCUUGGUUGGUACUCGAGGAAGUUUCUGUAUCGUACGUUUCUGUGUAUCGAUGUACCGGUUGGUCAGCAUUACGCGUUUACACUAGUCGACAGUGGUACGACAGCUCGUCCCAAACGAUUUCGAAGUGAAAUUCGCAUCCUGAUCGUUCGAUAAAAUUCGUGAAUCUCGUUCAGACGUGUAUGAAGAAAUAUUUGGCCGAGUAUGAAACAAGACAAUUCGAAGAUUUAGUGCAGCCGAAGAGGAGGGGAGACAUCGAGAGGGACUGUGAUGCGGUGACGACGAGGCAGACCAUGUGAUGGUGGGGCGGCGCCGGGCCUUGGGGCUGCUGCCGCCGCUGCUGCUGGGGCUGCUCCUGGGGAGGGGGCUGGGGCCCAGGGGGUGCGCCCCCCCUGGGCAGCCCCUGCCGCCCCCUAACCACCGCCCCCAGCUCCCCCCCUCUCCCGGCGGCAGGGACCUCCUCUUCGUCGGCGUCAUGACCGCCAAGAAGUACCUGCCCACCCGUGCCGCCGCGGUCCACCGUACCUGGGGCCAGCAGGUGCCCGGGAGGAUAGAGUUCUUCUCCUCCUACGAUUCCUUACCGCCUCCCAAUGACCCCCUCUUGCCGCUCGUCCGGCUCCCUGGUGUCGAUGACUCUUACCCUCCGCAGAAGAAGUCCUUCUUAAUGCUCCAGUACAUGUGGGAGCGCUAUGGUAACAGCUAUGAGUGGUUCCUUCGAGCAGAUGAUGACGUUUACAUCAGGCCGGACAAAAUGGAAACUUUGCUGAGGUCUGUGGAUUCUAGAAAAGCCCACUUCAUCGGACAAGCCGGCCGGGGUAACCAAGAAGAGUUCGGCCUCCUGAGCUUGGAGUACGACGAGAACUUCUGCAUGGGAGGCCCGGGCGUCAUCAUGAGCAGGGAAGUGUUGGCGAGGGUGGCACCGCACAUCCGCUACUGCCUCAAGAACCUCUACACCACGCACGAAGACGUGGAGCUGGGGAGGUGUGUCCAGAAGUUCGCCGGAGUUUCCUGCACCUGGUCUUACGAAGUAGAAUCACCAACGGGACUCUUUGGAAUAUUGUUCUGGUUCUCGAAAUUCUUCCAGUUGCCUUCCCUAGGAGGGAACUUAACUGACGAUACUAAACCCGAGCAUGGCCAGAUGCAGACUAUUUUGUAUCAUAACUCUAGCGGAAAAGAAGCAUUUACUGGUAAUUUAAAACAAAAAGAAGUUCACCGUGCCAUAACACUCCACCCGGUCAAACAACAUAAGCAUCUCUAUCGUAUUCACAAUUACAUGCAAAUGUUGAAAGUUCAAGAGCUACAGCAAGAUAUGCUUUCUCUGCAUCGGGACAUCCUCAGCAUGUCACAGAUACUUGAUAUAGAAAAUAAAAUGGACGCCUUUGACGACUCUGUUCAAUUUGGACAACCGCCAGGACUCACGAAAUUCAUACCAAAAAAUGACAAAGAUCUGAUUCCCUGGGACUUCAUUCAGCGAUCAUUAUAUUCUGCUUUUAAUGCUAAUCCGAGAAGGAGAAUCGAUGCUCCAUUGAAGGAAGGGCUUGAUGAUGUAAUCAGAGAGGAACCUAAAAAAAGCUCUUGUUUGCAGUGGUUAAUCUUCUAUUUACUUCUCGCUGAAUGGAUUAACGAGAUUCCCUCUGUCCCUACCUACUAUCUAGCGAAACCACGGCCAAGGGAACGGGCUUGGAAGAAUCAGCGGGAAAAAUUGGAAGAAUCAUAUUAUUGUCCCAGUUCACCUGACUGCCUAAAUAUCUCGAUUCGUGAAGUUCAGGAAACUGAUGAAGUUAAUCUCAACAACGAACUUUCCGAAGAUGCUAUUGAAGCUCCUGGAAAUCUUCCAGGAAUUAAGGAUGUAUUUGGGAAUGGAUUAAUUAAGUUGGGAGGUAAUAUACCUUCGAUACUUUUCCCAAUAGUGACAGAAAACUCAAAAGAACUGAGAAGAAAUGAAAAGAUGAUAAAUUUUAUCCUACCACUCUCAGGAAGAUUUGAAAUAUUCAAAAGAUUUAUGGGAAUUUUCGAAGAAGAAUGUUUAAAAAAUGAAGAGAGGGUAUCUUUAACAGUUGUACUUUUCCCAAACGACAAAGAAGAUAGUGUAUCGAAAACAUUAAGUUUAAUUAAAAUGUACCAAGAAACCUACAAAUACACAAGAAUAGAUGUUUUACCACAGUUCGAAAAUUUCGCUAGAGCGAGUGCCUUAGAAAUAGGAGCAUCGCAUAUUGAAGAACCAAAUGAUCUCCUGUUUUUCAUUGAUGUAGACAUGGUAUUCAGGAGAGGAUCAUUGCAACGGAUCCGAAGAAACACAAUUAGAAAGAAAUCAGUUUAUUUUCCCAUAGUUUAUAGUGAAUUUGAUCCGAUAGCAGUUUUCAACCAAACAAUAUCACCCAAUCACUUUUUAAUUGACGAAACAACUGGAUACUGGAGGCAAUAUGGUUUUGGAAUUGGAAGUGUCUACAAAACUGAUCUCCUUGAGGUAGGAAGCUUUGAUACAACGAUUAAAGGUUGGGGAAAAGAAGAUGUUGAUCUCUUUGAAAAAUUUAUUACAGCAUCGAAGAAUAUAAGUAUUUUUCGAUCUGUAGAUCCUGAUUUAGUUCAUGUAUUUCACAUUGUUGAAUGUGAUCCUAAAUUGGACGAUGUACAACUUAGGAUGUGCCAGGCUUCAAGGGCUGACACAUAUGGUAGUGUCGCUCAACUCACAAGAUACAUCAAAGAAAAUCACAACAUUGUCAACAGAUUUCUACAAAAGUUGAACUGAAUAAAUUACCUAUUCAUAUAAAACAAUUGAGAAUUAGCUUGUGUUAGUUUCAUGUAUUGUACAAAUAAUAUAUGAUUCAUAAUCAAAAGAAGUACAACAAAAAAACUCUAUAUCAAUAUAUGAAAUGAAUUUGUGAUCUAAAAAAUACUACCAUGAGUAUGAUGUGAUUUAAGAACAAUUCAAGAAUAUAUUUAUUUUCUCACAGUAAUUAUAAGAGUACUUCACUAUAUUCUAAGAACAGUUUCCUAUAAAAUGUAAAUAGAAAAAUGUAUAGUUAUAUUUUAAGGCCCAAUAUUUGAUCGUUAAUUGUAAAUAUGUAUAUGUAUUAUAAUUUGUUGUAUAUCGAAAUGCUGUUAAUGUAAAUAAAUAGCUGUGAUCUUUUUAUUUUCAUUAUACAAACAUUUAUGUUUUGA